GACUUCAAGAUUGAUUAUGUAUGAUAUACGUAUGAUGUUUCAUUCAAGUCAAAGCUAGAGACAAAGUCUUUGGAAUUUUUGAUACAAAAUCUAUUUUUAUUCAAAUUGAAAGCUUCAUUUUAACAAUACUUCGUAAACUUCUUCUGCCCGUGAGUGCAUUUGACAUAACUACUUCAGAGCUUAAGCAGCCAUGCUCAACAUAAUGGAUAUCUCUUUACUCACCUCCCAAGUUCUCUUUCUUCUAACUUUGUUCUUUUCCAUCUCUGAUAUCACAGCUCAAUCAAACUUUUCAUGCUCUGUGGAUUCACCCUCCUCCUGUGAAACUUAUGUAGCAUACUUUCCGCAGCCUCCCAAUUAUCUGAAUCUGGGAAACGUAUCUGAUCUAUUUGAGGCCAGCAGCUCAUCCAUUGCAAAAGCUAGUAACCUAGUAUCUGGAGUCAACGAGACAAAGUUAUUUCCUGGCCAACUCUUACUAGUACCUGUUACCUGUGGCUGCACUGCAAAACGUUAUUUUGCCAAUAUCACAUACCAGAUCAAGAAAGAUGAUAGCUACUACUUAGUCUCAGUCAAUUCAUUCGGGAAUCUAAGCAACUGGAAUGAUGUUCAAGGGCUGAACCCGACUCUGAACCCAAACCUCUUGCAGAUAGGUGUGGAAGUUAUCUUUCCUUUGUUUUGUAAGUGCCCCUCAGAAACCCAUUUGAAAAAUGGUAUUUCAUACAUCAUUACCUACGUAUGGCAACCCACCGAUGAUGUCUUGCAAGUAAGUGCUAAGUUUAAUGCCUCACUGGAGAACAUUGCAUCUGAAAAUGGCUACCGGAACUUCAGCACUGCAGUGAGUCUUCCGGUAAUGAUCCCCGUUUCACAGUUGCCAGCUCUCUCUCAAAUUUACCCGACUGAGCAGUCUCAUGAAGGAAGUCAUUCCAAACGUCCUUGGAUCAUCAUCCUUAUUGUAAGCUUGGGAGGUGCUAUGUUGAUCUUUCUUUUGACAGCUUUGUUGGUCCAUUCUCAUCGUUCACGUCAGAGGAAGAAGGAAAUGAAACGUGUUGGUUCCUCGCUGGAGAACAGUGUUCUGAUUAAAAUGAAGGAACAAUCAAGACGUGAAAACUUUGAGCCUAAGAUCACGCAAGGUAAGCUACUUCCUGGAGUUUCUGGCUAUCUCAGUAAGCCAAUCAUGUAUGAGACUAAAGCAAUUAUCGAGGCAACGGCAAACUUUGAUGAACACUGUAGGAUUGGGGGAUCAGUGUACAGGGCGACUAUCAAUGGCCAGAUCUUAGCAGUAAAGAAAACCAAGGAAGAUGUCACAGAGGAACUAAAAAUUCUGCAGAAAGUAAAUCAUGCGAAUCUUGUGAGGUUAAUGGGAAUCUCCUCUGACACUGAUGGGAAUCGCUUCUUGGUCUAUGAAUAUGCUGAAAAUGGAUCACUUGAUAAGUGGCUGCACUCGAAUUCUUCAAGCUCUUCGGUCAUCCUCACAUGGAGUCAGAGGCUAAACAUUGCACUAGAUGUAGCCAACGGCCUGCAAUACAUGCACGAACACACUCAGCCCACCAUUGUUCACAGAGAUAUCCGAGCAACUAAUAUACUUUUGAACUCCGGGUUCAAGGCAAUGAUUGCAAAACUCUCACUGGCUAGAUCUGCAACGAACUCUGCGAUGCCAAAAGUGGAUGUCUUUGGUUUUGGAGUUGUUCUACUAGAGUUGCUUUCAGGAAAGAGAGCCAUGGAAACAAAGGAAAAUGGGGAGGUUGCUCUGUUGUGGAAGGACAUAAGGUGGAUCUUGGAAGUGGAAGACAAUAGAGAGGAGAGGUUAAGAAGUUGGAUAGAUCCAAACUUGGAGAGCUUCUAUCCGAUCGAUGGCGCUAUCAGCUUGGCAACUUUGGCGAGGGCGUGCACACUGGAUAAAUCCAUGGAAAGGCCAAGCAUGGGAGAAAUCGUUUUCAACCUGUCUGUUCUUACUCAGUCGCCUUCUGAAACUUCAGAAAGAUCAUGGACUUCAGGGGCAGAAGGAGACCAAGUAAUUCAUAUUAUAAGUCCAGUCACAGCUCGCUAAUUUAGCUCUUUUUAUAUUUUCAUGUACUAAAUACCCUUGAGGAUUUUCAUUCUAAUAAUUCAAAUAGUUGAAUCGGAAUUUAUGCAUGCAUUUUGCAAUUCUGAUGAUAACAGAAACAAGUUGACAAUCCUGAUUUCAUAGGCAAUGCCAAGUAGGAAACCUUCUAGCAGUAUAUGAUUGUUAUGAAGAUAAACUCAAAUUCCAUCCCAAACAUGAAAAACCUUCAUCGAUUUCCCCUUGCCAUGAAUUGGAGUAAAUGGAGAGAAUCGGGUGGUGGCUGGUGGCAGAUUAUGGUCUGGCAGCUUGAAGGUUAAGCAACAGUAGUGUAAGAUUAGUUGACAAGUAAAAUAGGUUUGGUUCUCUUACGCUAACCAUUUAACACAAGCUGAAUUUCUCCUUGUGUACUUGAUCCGAAUCUGCAACAUCAGUAAGUCACUUAAGCCCGACCUGAUAGAAAUUUAGCUGUAAUGACAGUUUUAACUGCUUAUGAAACACACCUUUGCAAAUCUAACACUAAACAGACACUGUAAAGGCAUCACAUUCCCAAACACCCCUCCACCCCAAGAAAUAAGUAAAUAUAUGAUUUAUUUUCCUCAAGAGGGACAAUGAAACAGUUUUAAGGGUGUCAACUAUUUGCCUAUGUAGUGAAGUUCGAUUGUUUGUACUUCCCAUUAAAAACAGUUUGAUUGCUCCCCUUUUUAUGUUAAGUUAUCUCACUUUUUGUAACAGUAGCGUACAACUUUUUUUUUGAUAAGUAAGAA
This is a messenger RNA of Juglans regia (Persian walnut), 2805 nucleotides long. Its product is annotated as serine/threonine receptor-like kinase NFP. Gene Ontology annotation, biological process: protein phosphorylation. The transcript has a single exon. The record is from RefSeq and is a predicted model, not a curated record. NCBI's taxonomy places the organism in Eukaryota, Viridiplantae, Streptophyta, Magnoliopsida, Fagales, Juglandaceae. Gene Ontology annotation, molecular function: protein tyrosine kinase activity; ATP binding. The coding region runs from base 191 to 2044 and encodes 617 amino acids.